Messenger RNA from Parnassius mnemosyne (clouded apollo), 987 nucleotides. The record is from the annotation of a GenBank genome assembly. NCBI's taxonomy places the organism in Eukaryota, Metazoa, Arthropoda, Insecta, Lepidoptera, Papilionidae.
AUGGAAUAUUUUGAUGAUGAUUUGGACUACGAACUAUCGCAAUUAGAUUUAUCAGAGUAUAAUCAAGAAUGUAACACAUUAUCGAAUAGUGAUACCCUACAAGUAUUUGACGUUGAUCUCCAUGAGACAAUAUCAAUCGCACGGACCAAAAAUCAUCGUCGAUGGCAGAUUUUAUCUGACAGUGAAGAUGAUCAGAUUCCCAUAUUACCGCCCUCACGAAAUACAGAAGUAUGGUUCAAUCCGUUGGGUAAGCAACCAAGCAUUAUUCCAUAUACUGAAUGUCCUGGGCUUAAGCCAUUUUCAUUGCGAUCCAGCAUGAGUUCAGCUAAACCAGCAGAAUUUUAUUCAUUGUUAGUACCUGAUAGUAUAUUCAAGUACAUAGCCGAAGAAACAAAUCGCUUUGCUUUACAAACCUUGAACAAAAGUGCAACAAAAUCAUACCGAAUGCAGAAAUGGAUGCCUACAGAUUGCCAUGAAAUUAAACGCUUCUUUGGCGUUUUGAUUUGGAUGGGGAUAGUUAAACUACCCCAACUAUCUUUGUACUGGAGCACUAACAAAUGUUUUGAACAACAAUUUGUUAAGUCCAUUAUGAGCCGAAAUCGAUUCGAACUCAUAUUGAGGAUGUUGCACUUUGCCAAUAAUGAAAUAAAUCACAAUAAGGACGACCGAUUGUUUAAAGUUAGACAUUUAUUAGACAUGCUGAAUGCUAAUUUUAAAUGUCAUUAUACACCUAAUCAAGAAAUGUGUGUUGACGAAAGUCUAAUCCCAUUUCGUGGCCGAGUUAUUUUUAGGCAAUACAAUAAAAAUAAGCGACACAAAUAUGGAAUAAAACUUUUCAAGCUGUGCUCAAAUCCAGGAUACACUGUAAAAGUGCAAGUUUAUGCUGGCAAAAACUAUGAUAAUGUGAAUACUACACCGACUAAUGUUGUCCUUGCCUUAUGUGACGAUUAUCUAAAUAAAGGACAUACUGUUUGCACAGAUAAUUAG